UACCACGAAUUUCAUAUAAUCCCACAACAUAAGAUCAAGAAAUUUCAAGAAAAGUACACUCCAAAAUCAAGAAAAUCAUCCCAUCAAAACCUUUCUUUCUAAAUAUCUCUAUGUUCCUGUCACAUGAACACCCUAUAAUGCCAAAACAAAUGGUAGUAGACCCACCUUUCCUCCACCACAAACCACCGCCUUCCGCCAUGGACUUCGCCGGCAUGGAAGCUGAAGUCAAUGAUCGCUCAUUAUUCUCACACAGAAACACAUAUGAUCUAAACAGCAAGAUCAUGCUCACAGCAAUUAUUUCUCUAUCAUUUGUUGUUGUUCUAGUUAUAGUACUUCACAUUUACGCAAGAUGUAUCCUCAGACGCCAUGCUCGCCGGAGGUCUAUUAUUGGCCGCCUAGGGUUAGCCACCAUCUCCAGCGAGCCACGGCGGACCGGUCUUGAUCCGGGGGUCAUUGCUUCACUCCCAAUAUUUGUUUAUAAGCAAACCAAUAAUAGUGUUGAUCAAGAAAAUCAAGAAUGUGCGGUUUGUUUAAGUUUUCUUGAAGAUCAAGAAAUGGCUAUGGUUUUACCUAAUUGUAGACAUACUUUUCAUGCCGAGUGCAUUGAUAAAUGGCUGGCUUCACAUUCUACUUGUCCUAUUUGUCGAACCGAGGCUGAGCCACGGAUUCAGCCCGUCUCGAGAGAGGGUCCGGUGGCCGGUCCAGCCAUAGCUCCGCCGCUUGAGGGUAGUAAUGGCAAGGCUAGUGGUUCAUCGAUGUCUCGGUUGAGCUCAUUUCGAAGGAUACUUAGUCGAGAAAGAUCAUCGAGACGAAUUCAAGCUGAGAUUCGUCAAGAAGAAGGUUUUGAAGAUCUUGAGAGACAAUAAUUUAAUUAGGUAUAUAGAGUUUUUGAAGGUAUUUCAUUAAUUGUUUAUUUUUCAUUCAUAAAAUCUAGUACAUAAUACAAGAUAUCAUACUUGUCAUAAA
Messenger RNA from Mercurialis annua (annual mercury), 966 nucleotides. Its product is annotated as RING-H2 finger protein ATL40-like. The transcript has a single exon. Lineage: Eukaryota; Viridiplantae; Streptophyta; Magnoliopsida; Malpighiales; Euphorbiaceae. Bases 111 to 866 code for a protein of 251 amino acids. The record is from RefSeq and is a predicted model, not a curated record.